CGCGGGGGCUACCAGGGUGUUUCCCAUAGCACCUCUCUCCCAAGCCCCAGCAUCUGGAGUUCUGCAGCGAAAGAGGCUGAGAACCCCUCGCCAGGGUAAGGGCGCAGGGCAUGAGGAGGAAGCCUUAGGGGUUAUAGGUGGCUGCGUGGUCCUAGGAACGAAGCAGCUCAGGGGAGCGGCUGGCCUCCUGGUUGAGGAAUUUGGGGGGGCUUCAAAGAGGACGCCGGAGUCACUGAAGGCACUGAUUUGGGUUCCAGGAGCUGGGAUUCAGCAGCCUGGAGGACCAGGGCGCAGCAGUGGGGGCGGGAUAGUGGAGACAGAAGGGGUGAAUGGUUUUUUUCUCAGUCCAGGACAUGAAGGUGACAACACCCCCCAAGUGGGGUGCCCAGCAUUUUGCUCCAGAGUAUUUUCCUAGUUCUCAUAAAAGCGACAUUUACGAGGCCUGUGGGCUGAGUACAGUUCCAAGGGCUUUACAGCCCCGGAAGUGGGUCUUACCAGUCUCAUUUUACACGUGGGGAAAAUGAGAUGCACAGUUUGCAGAGCGAGGUCAGCGACGGAAAUGUAUUUUAAUGGAGCAGGGCUCUCUGGCUGGAGCCGGCCCUGAUAAUCCGCGCUGAACUUGGGGAGAUCACCCGAGCUGAAGGUAAAAUGCUGGCAUGGGUGGCACAGAGGUGGAGGCCAGGUAAGGAGCUCAAGACGACUCUGUGUAUGUUGUCUCCCGGACUGCCCUCUGCAGAUUUCUGGAUUGGACAGAAAAAAAUAAAAGUGAAGUUCCCAAAAAGUUGCUUUCCAUCUAUUUCCUAAGGACCGUCAAGACACACCUACUAUCUUUUAUCACCAUUUUGGUUCCAAUUCUGGUACUAUGGCUCCUGGUACUGCCAGAGUUCUGGUUCUGGAAGGCCCCUCCCACAGCCCUGGCCUAGCUCCCCAGAGCCCUAAGCCUAGCACUGAAGACAUGGGCAAGAGCAUACCCCAGUGCCUGGGGCAACUUGACAUCCGCAAAAGCGUAGUGGGCCUGGCCACAGGUGCUGGAGCCAUCUACCUGCUCUACAAGGCCAUCAGGGCCGGCAUCCAAUGCAAACCGCCCCUCUGUACCACCUCGCCCAUCUGCAUCGCCCGUGAGUGUCCGGGCCCUGGGGAGAGGGCUGUGCCCCAGGAGGCAGCUGCUCCCAAGGCCGCCCCUGAGGGAGAGCCUGAAGGCCUGGCAAUCGAGCGGGAGCGCCACGGGCGGGACUCGGGGGAGCUGCGGAGACUCCUCAACUCCUUGGAGUGCAAGCAGGAUGAAUACACCAAGAGCAUGAUCCUGCACAGCAUCACCCGCUGUGUGUACCUGCUGGAGGCUGAGGCCUCUGCUUGUACAACUGACGACAUCAGAUUGUUGGGUGACAUGCUGGAUGACAACAACAACAGUGUCAAAAUCCAAGCUCUGAAUGCACUGAAAGCCUUCUCUGGCAUCCGGAAAUUCAGGCUUAAAAUCCAGGAGCACACCAUCAAGGUGCUGGAGCUGAUCUCCACCAUCUGGGACACAGAGCUGCACAUGGCGGGCCUCCGGCUCCUCAACAACCUUCCGCUGCCCGAUUACGUGCACCCGCAGCUGCGGAGGGUGAUGCCCGCCCUCAUGGCGAUCGUGCAGUCCGACAGUAUCCUGCCGCAGAUCCAAGCCAUCCGCCUGAUGAGCUAUCUGGCACAGAAGAACGACCUUCUCUAUGACAUCCUCAACUGCCAGGUGCACCCCACCUUCCUGAACCUGUUCCAAGCCACGCAGUCAGGAAGUCUGCUGUUGGAGGUGCUGGUGUUUGCUGAGCGGCUGAGUGAGGGCCGGAAUUCACCCCACUACCGAGCCGUGAAGUGGCAUUACAAUGAGCAGUCCCUGCACGAAGCCCUCUUUGGGGAUGAGUCACGACUGGCAGACCGGCUGCUGGCCCUGGUCAUCCACCCUGAGGAGGACGUUCAGAUCCAGGCCUGUAAGGUCAUUGUCAGCCUGCAGUAUCCCCAGGACUUGAGAGUCCGGCCCUCCUCCUGCCACCCCAGUCAUUCCUACUUUAAAAACGGGGAAUAAAAUUAAGAAGAACCAAUAAAUGAGUAUGAGAGAA
This is a messenger RNA of Octodon degus (degu), 2093 nucleotides long. RefSeq names its product armadillo repeat containing 12 (gene Armc12). The transcript is spliced from 7 exons. NCBI's taxonomy places the organism in Eukaryota, Metazoa, Chordata, Mammalia, Rodentia, Octodontidae. The record is from RefSeq and is a predicted model, not a curated record. The coding region runs from base 863 to 2059 and encodes 398 amino acids. Gene Ontology annotation, cellular component: nucleus.